AUGUCAUCGUCCAGCAAGCAGGACGCGAUCAGCGAGGUGCAGUCGGCGCCGCCGACGCCGCGCCCGCCGGUGUCGACCCCGCCGUCGCAGAUACAGUCCCCGCGGGCGCCCAGCGGCGGCCGGUCGCCGCUGCACGCCAUGGCGUCUCCGCUGCGCGCCAUGGCGUCGCCCCUGCGCGCCAUGGCGACGCCGCUCGCCAGCCCCGUCAGGAAGGCGGUGGCGGGCGUCAAGGCGGUCGGCAACAUCACGCGGCUCGCGGACCCGCGCGACGCCUGGCUGCCCAUCACCGAGUCCCGGAGCGGCAACGCCUACUACGCCGCGUUCCACAACCUCAGCUCCGGCAUCGGCUUCCAGGCGCUCGUGCUCCCCACGGCCUUCGCCUCCCUCGGAUGGACGUGGGCGAUCAUCUGCCUGACCCUGGCGUUCGGGUGGCAGCUCUACACGCUGUGGCUGCUCGUCAGGCUCCACGAGCCUGUCGCGGGUGCCACCCGGUACAGCCGAUACAUGCACCUCGCCAACACCGUUUUCGGCGAUAAAUGGGCGAAGAUCCUGGCGCUGCUCCCGGUGCUGUACCUGUCGGCGGGGAUCUGCACGGCGCUCAUCAUCGUCGGCGGCGGAAGCAUGAAGAGUCUGUUCAGCAUCGCGUGCGGCGAGUCGUGCCUGGUGCGCAACCUCACCACCGUGGAGUGGUACCUCGUCUUCGUCUGCGCGGCCGUGCUGCUGUCCCAGCUCCCCAACCUCAACUCCAUCGCCGGCGUGUCUCUGGUGGGCGCCACCGCCGCCGUCGCCUACUGCACCAUGAUCUGGACCGUGUCCGUGGCCAAGGGCAGGGUGGCCGGUGUAUCCUACGACCCCGUCAAGGCCCACAACGACGUGGACGCCGCCCUUGGCAUCCUCAACGGCCUCGGAAUCAUUGCCUUCGCUUUCAGGGGCCACAAUAUCGUACUGGAGAUUCAGGGCACGAUGCCGUCGACUCUGAAACACCCUUCUCAUGUGCCCAUGUGGAAGGGCGUUAAGGUAGCAUACGCCAUCAUCGCGCUCUGCCUGUACCCCAUCGCCAUCGGUGGCUUCUGGGCUUAUGGCAACCAGAUACCUUCCGGUGGCAUCCUGAGUGCCCUGUACAAGUUCCACAGCCGGGACGUGUCCAGGCUAGUGCUGGGGACCACCACGCUGCUGGUGAUCAUCAACUGCCUGACCACGUUCCAGAUCUACGCCAUGCCGGUGUACGACAACAUGGAGGCCGGGUACGUGCACAAGAAGAACCGGCCGUGCCCCUGGUGGAUGCGCUCGGGCUUCCGCGCCUUGUUCGGCGCCACCAACUUCCUCAUCGCCGUCGCGCUGCCGUUCCUGUCGCAGCUCGCCGGCCUCCUCGGGGGGAUCUCGCUGCCGGUCACCCUGGCGUACCCGUGCUUCAUGUGGGUGGCGAUCAAGAAACCCCGGAAGGGCACCGCGACGUGGAACGUCAACUGGGCGCUGGGAAUCCUCGGCAUGGGCAUAAGCGUUGUCCUCAUAGUCGGAAACCUCUGGGGUCUCGUGGAGACAGGCUUGCGGUUGAAGUUCUUCAAGCCCGACGAUAUGCAGUGA
This is a messenger RNA of Miscanthus lutarioriparius, 1584 nucleotides long. The record is from the annotation of a GenBank genome assembly. NCBI's taxonomy places the organism in Eukaryota, Viridiplantae, Streptophyta, Magnoliopsida, Poales, Poaceae.